Nematostella vectensis (starlet sea anemone) is the source of this 2879-nucleotide messenger RNA. Its product is annotated as enhancer of polycomb homolog 1. Lineage: Eukaryota; Metazoa; Cnidaria; Anthozoa; Actiniaria; Edwardsiidae. Gene Ontology annotation, cellular component: piccolo histone acetyltransferase complex. The coding region runs from base 242 to 2356 and encodes 704 amino acids. Gene Ontology annotation, biological process: regulation of transcription by RNA polymerase II. The transcript has 14 exons. The record is from RefSeq and is a predicted model, not a curated record.
CGGGUAAUAUGUACUACAUGAGCUGUUUUCGGCGGCCAUGAUGGAUCCGAGAAAUCGAGAUCCCAACAAGAAAAUACGCGUAAAUUCGUCUUAAAAGGCGAUUUUAUACACCAAUAACCUCACAAUGUUUUAGAUCGACACCCCUAAUUUCCACUUCGAAGAAAAUUGAUCGACUGCGCUGUUAGUGCAGGGUUGUAAAUUGCAAGUUUGAGCGCCGCACGUCGGGUGAGAAAGUACCAAGAUGAGUAAAUUGUCAUUCAGGGCUCGGCAGCUCGACUCCAAUAAGGCCCUGCCGGUCUACCAAGCCGAGGAACUGCCGGACCUGACGGAAUUCACCACCAUCAACCGCGCAGUUCCUCAGAUGCCGACCGGAAUGGAGAAAGAGGAGGAAUCGGAACACCAUCUACAACGAGCCAUAUCUGCACAACAAGUUUAUGGAGAUACACAACAGCUUGUAAUUCCUACUCCGGAAAGUGAAGAAAUGAAAAAUGUGCCCAAUCUAUACAAAGCAUCAUUCAAACAACCAAAGCAGUAUAUCCAUGUACAAGCUUGUGGCCUGGAGGAAGACGUUCCUGAUUAUGAUCUUGACUCGGAGGAUGAAGAGUGGCUCAAGAAUUUUAACAAGAAAAAGGAAAUGAUCACACACCUCAAGUUUGAAGAAAUGAUUGACACUCUUGAGAAAGGAAUGGGUGCUCAAGCAAUGACUUACAAUGAAGCCAAAUCUCUCCUGAAAAGCUCUGAAGACCUAAUGAAGCCUGUGUUUGAGUAUUGGUCAAAGAAAAGACAAAAACUUUCGGACCCAGCAAUCUGUCUAAUACCGCAAGUAAGAGCUGAAAAGAGAGAUGGCACCUCAGUCAGCGACCCCUAUGUUGCAUUUCGUAGAAGAACAGAAAAAAUGCAAACUAGGAAGAAUCGCAAAAAUGAUGAGGCAGGAUAUGAGAGGAUGCUCAAGUUAAGGCGGGACCUCAAGAGAGCAUGCACUAUCCUUGAUAUGGUAAAGAGAAGAGAGCAGACAAAAAAGGACAUGCUGGCCUUGACUGUGGAGAUAUUUGAAAAACGCUAUGCUGCCGGUGACUUCACGGGACAGAUUCUACAGCAGUGUCUUGACCUGAUUCGCUAUCAGCCACCAGCCAACAACCUCUCUGUACCCGUCUCCAGUGUUCAUGGAGAAAACCUUACUCCUGGCUCCAACACCGAGGGUGGUAAAGACAUUGAAAUUUGGAAGAAACGGAAACAAGAGGAGAGAGCUAGACUUCAUAAGAAUGACAACUACUAUCUUGAAGCAGGCUUCAAGAGGUACAAAAGUGGAAGAAUGGCUCAUGUUCAUUCUGAAGGACAAGCCAUUUUCAGUGAGAAUGAAGAUGACCUUGGCCCUCUUUCACCCACUUUGAUGGAGCUUCCAUCAGAGCCUGAAGAAGAUGAGGACAACCCAGAUGGUCGUUUUGCUUUCAAAAGGAAAAAGGGUGUCAAAUACUUACCGCCACGAUUUGAUUCUCCGAUGCCAUAUCCAUGGUCUGACCCUUCAGAAGGAGGCCUUGGUGAUAAGAGAUUUAGAUAUAGUUGCACUUCGAUAUCAUCGCCAAAGAGACUGAUAGGAUUCGCACGCCGCAGAGUAGGCAGAGGAGGAAGGAUCUACUUUGAUCGUGCCUGGACUCCACUUUCUGAAAACUUAGAUGAUCUAGAGUCCUUACUGAAUGCCUCAUCGUCAUCAACACUCAAUUUACCUAAUGGGCUUUUUCCUUACGACCAUUUGACUGGCUGGAAAAAACUAACCAUACCGCAUUAUCGUCCGAAAUCGCCCACAAGAACGCCGACAUCACAAGCGGAAUUAUCUACAUCGAACAAUCAUGACUUAAACUCUGACGUUACAAGCAGCGGUCAACCGCGACCAAGACUGCAUAGGAGCUUCUCUUCACAGCCACGCUCUAAAUUCUCACUAAACACAUCCCCUAGCAAUGGCAAAGUCGGUUUAAAUUUAUCUACUGCAAGUCGACAUUCUUUGCCUAAUGGACCAAUUGCGGGUCAAACACAAAGUACUUUAACCUCGUAUGGGGCAUGGACGAGUAACCAAUCUGGUGGAACUCCCACCAAGAGCGCCUAUUCCACUGCACCCAUGAAAGCUGUCUAUGCCUUGAACUUUCCUCUCAAUUCAAGCACUUCUAGUCAGUUAUUGUCGAAUAGUCUUGUACGUGGGAAUGCACCAUUUUCGCCGACGGCGGUCAACGCACCUGGCGGCACAAACGCGCUGAAAUCCACAAGUCUCUCCAAUAUCAGCAUCAGUCUAAGCGAAAUUGAAUCCGCCAAAACGGACGCGCUACAUCGUCAAAACAGCCUCGAUGCGAUCGAGGCGACGUGAGGGUCGCUUUCUACCAUACUAUACAGACAUACUUAUGUUUGUCUGUGAAGUAGAUCAAUCCAGUAGAUGUCCAGGAAUAUCCAUCCAUACAGUGCCUGGUGGACCCCUCCUCACCCAGCCGUGCGCGCUUUGUGAAUAGUAUUUAUAUGAAUGAAUUUCGGCUGGCUGGCAGAUGGGGUAUGGAAUUCCGGGGAAGUGUUUCGCCAGCUCUCAUCUGUUAACAGUUAAACUGUCCUAAAUACGACCCACCUCCUCCCCUAUUUCGGUACAUAAACAUUUUUAUGAUCAGGCUGUUAUUUUACCUAACAAAUGGGUCGAGGUUCUUUGGGAAACACCCUAGUAGCAGUAUGGGCAUCAACGAAUUAGACCUCGCCUCGCAAUUUCAUGUGAUUAGAUUUUAUAAAACGAUUGAAAAUGCGGCCGGAUGCCCCGCAUUUGAUUGUUUUUUUUUUUGCUGGUAUUUCAUACUCUGCAAACGUAUUUGUGUACAAAUAAAUCAUCUCAUUAAAAAAGUGAACCGCGA